AUGUCGCUACGCAGCUUCGCCCUUCUGGGUCUGGCUGCCGGCGCCCUUGCUGCCGAGCCCAGGGUGCUGCACAUGCCAAUGGCCCGCAACCCAAAUGCCAAUCGUCUCGCCAAACGAGGCGCGGCCUCUGUUACCGUCACAAAUGCCAUGAGCGAAGGCAUUUACUUUGUGAACGCGACGGUUGGAACACCCGGUCAGCUAGUGCAGUUGGUCUUGGAUACUGGUAGUAGUGAUGUCUGGUUCUUCGGUGCUAAUUCGUGCAAUACGACGACUUCUGAUUGUCUGGGCGGAGAAUAUGACCCCUCAAAAUCUUCCACUGUCGAGAUCGCCCAACCUAAAGGAACAUUUUCCAUUCAAUAUGGCACCCCCGGCUCGAAUGUCACUGGCAACUAUAUCAAAGACGCAUUCAGUGUUGGCGAAGCCAACGUGACAAACCUCACCAUGGCUUACGCUACCUACGCGGCAUAUGUUCCUACCGGUGUGAUGGGUAUUGGAUUCGACACCAACGAGGCCAUCACAGCGGAGAAAAACGGCCAGCCCUACCCGAACUUCGUCGAUGUGCUUAAGUCGGAAAAUGUUAUCAGCACCAAGGCGUACAGUUUGUGGUUGAACGAUCUCGAUGCAAGCACUGGAAGUUGUCUGUUUGGUGGCUACGAUACCAAGAAAUUCUCCGGUAACCUCUUGACGGUGCCUAUUCAGCCCGACGAGUCAUCCGGUGAGCUGACCAGUAUGACUGUCGCAUGGACUGCGCUCGGAGUUACAACCAAGUCUGGAUCACAGACAAUCACUUCCUCAUCUUUCAAAUCACCCGCGUUGCUCGACUCGGGUACCACAGUGAGUAUCGUGCCGAAUGAUAUUUACGACGCAUUGGUCCAGUUUUUCGAUGCAACGGAGGACCAAGCAGGUGACGCGAUUGUCCAAUGCUCCCUUCUUGAUAACUCGGGCACUCUUGACUUUACAUUUGGUGGAUCUGACGGUCCAGUCGUCAAGGUGCCUUUCUCUGAGUUUGCACUGCCUGCAACUACCUCCACUGGCGCGCAAGCGACCUUUAACGAUGGGUCAUUGGCGUGUUUUCUUGGUCUACAAGGAACCGGCUCCGACCCAACAACACAGUUGCCCGUUAUUCUCGGCGACACAUUCCUUCGCUCUGCUUAUGUGGUGUACGAUCUCGACAACAAGCAAAUCUCUCUCGCGCAAACUAUCUUUAACGCGACAGACAGCAACGUCGUUGAAAUCACCUCCGCCAGCCCUAUUGCCAGUGUUGUGAGCGGCGUCUCAGUCGCCCAGACCGCAACUGGUAACCCCAACCAAAUUGGCGGCCCUACUGCUACCGCCGUCCCGACCGGUUCUAGCACCUCAACCGGCUCAGGCAGCUCAGGCGGUUCUGAUCUUUCCGGCAGCAGCCUCACCGUCUCUCUUACUCCUGCCACGUCGACUGGCUCUUCAUCCUCAUCUAGCUCCGGUCAAAAAUCUUCGGCUAACCCCGCUGCUAUGCCGGACUUUAUGAGCACUGCUCUCGUUGCGGGGGCAUCCAUGUUGCUCGGAGGUGUUUUCUUCGUCCUUCAUUAG
Messenger RNA from Talaromyces amestolkiae, 1569 nucleotides. RefSeq lists its product as uncharacterized. The record is from RefSeq and is a predicted model, not a curated record. Gene Ontology annotation, biological process: proteolysis. Gene Ontology annotation, molecular function: aspartic-type endopeptidase activity. The transcript is spliced from 2 exons. The coding region runs from base 1 to 1569 and encodes 522 amino acids. NCBI's taxonomy places the organism in Eukaryota, Fungi, Ascomycota, Eurotiomycetes, Eurotiales, Trichocomaceae.